Messenger RNA from Eimeria maxima, 6996 nucleotides. RefSeq lists its product as hypothetical. The coding region runs from base 1 to 6996 and encodes 2331 amino acids. NCBI's taxonomy places the organism in Eukaryota, Apicomplexa, Conoidasida, Eucoccidiorida, Eimeriidae. The record is from RefSeq and is a predicted model, not a curated record. The transcript has 7 exons.
AUGGCUCCCUUUCGCGGCGGCCCGAGCCUCUUUGAAUUCUCAGAGGCCGCCGCAGAGACUUCACCAUCCAACCCGUUUGAGGCCCAUGUAAAAGCUGCAACACCAACUACAACAACGGUAGCAACAGCAGACACAGGCGCUGCUGCUGCACCAGAAGCAAAAGCAGCAUUCUCCGGAGCUGCAGCACGGAAAGAAAAGGAGAUUAGCAGCAAUAACUCGCAUGCCUAUUUGCCUCCACAGAUUGACAGGGGAGGGCUCUUUCUAGGCCUGUACAAGAACAGGCCGAGAGCAUGUCUGCGGAGUGUUGGGCAUGAGCAAGCACAGCAGCAGCAACAGCAGCAGCAACCGCAGCAGCAGCAACAGCAGCAGCAGCAGGAGGUGGGGACGGAUUCAGCAUUUGCUUCGGGUGGGUCGGCGGGCAUUCCAGUUUCAAAUAGAGAGAACGGUAUUGCUGCUGGUACUGUUGAGGUGCUGCAGGCGCAGUGGAGACUGCUGCGGCGAGCUGCGCAACAGCAGCGGCAGGUGCUGCCGUAUAGUGUAGCAGCCAACAUCCCGCUACUGUUGCAUGAAACAGUUGCGGCCCUACAGCAGACAGUCAAAUUCGCUGUAUCCGAAGAGAUCCGCCAGGCAAAUGCAGCAGCAACUGCAACAGCAUGGGCUGCAGAAGCACCAUGCCCAGAUGAGUCGCUUCUGCGGUUGUGCCUGAACGUUCUGGCCUUCGGCUCAGCUUGUUUAGAUAGACAAAUAAAAGAGUUUGACACGGCAGCACAUGCUGCGGGUUCAGGGGAAGAACUCGUCAUGGAGAACCUGUCUCUUCAGCAUCUGUUGCCCCACUCGCGGCCGCAGCGCAGUGGAGACCGCAGGCAGCUCAGCAGCCGCAGCAGAAAUAGCCAGGUCCCUCUUCUUCAUAUGCCACCUGAGCUGUUGCUGCAGACAGCGAUGGUCGUUGUAAGGUGGUUCCAACGACAGCAAGAACGUUUAGCAGCAGGAGGCUCUCGUCUGGAAGCUCUGCAACCCACGGAGGCUGCUGCAGCAAUGCGGUCCCUUCUGCUGCUGCUUUGUUACUACGCCCCGUUGAAGCACCUCCAGCCUGCAGCUUCUGCUGCUGCGAUUCCGGUGUAUAUCCACAUCUUGCAGCAGCAGCAUGCGCUGCAGUGGUCGGUCGCUCUGAGAACUUACAGGGCUCUUCUUCUCCCCGAAAGAGCCGUCCGCCAGCGGCAGAGGCAGCAGCAGCAGGCGGUUACUGUCCCUGCUCCUAUCCCACGACUAGGCCAGCAACAGUGCCAACAGCAGCAGCAGCAGCAGUCGAGUUUAGCGAAGCUCUCCAGUGUGGCAUCCUCAUUUGACUACUGGAACGGCGGCUGCCCGGAGCUGUAUGUACUCCUCGACCGUGCGCUGCUGGAUUUCCUGAGAAAAAGAGCCCUAACGCCUGUGAAAGAUGGAGGUUCUAUAGCUCAAUCGCAGCAGCUGCAGGAGAAGAAGCAGGAACAGCAACAACAGAAGGAGGAGGAGCAACAGCCAGUUUUGGGAGGGAAUGUGGCGGGCCCUGUGUUUUCGCUUGCUCCUGUGGAGUGCUCGCAGCUGCUGCUGCGACCUUCGGCUUGCUUCUCUGUACGGUUGGCAGUCGGUAGCGAGCUUCUGCAGGUGCUGUUGCUGCUGCAACGCGACCCAAAUGCUUACCUGCACCAGCUCCUGCGACGUGGAGAAGGCGAGCACAUGCUAAUGCGGGAGACAUCUUCCCUGUCUACUGUUGCAGCCGCCGCCCGCAACGUACUUUCCUGGACUGACGUACCCAAUCGCUCAACCGGCAGCAGCAGCAUCAGCAAGGACAGCAGCAGCAACAUCAUUACACCACAGCAGCAGGUGGAGAUGUCGUGCUUGCGGCGGGAGUUACUGCAAGCAGUGCGUGGAGCUCUUCUUUCUAUGUUGUUUUCGUCCCCUCACCGCCAUGCUGUCACUAUUUCAUCGGAUGGAAGGCAUCGGCAGCAUCGGCAGCAACAUGGACACUUGCUGCUUCAACGGCUGCAAGCGGUGGCAGCAAUAUCCGAGGUGUGUCUUCAUCAGGAGGUGUUCACCAGGCCCAUUGCAUCUGCAUUGCUGUGGGAGGCUCUGAUGCUGCUGCGCCUGCUGGCGAACAAAGAGACAACAGCCACACCUGGCGUUCCUGCCGCUGCUGCUGCUGCUGCUGCCAGUGACUGGCAGCCACCGAAGCCGGUCCUUACUGCAUUGUUGGAGCUUGCACACCGGCUGAAUUGCACUCAGUUGCAUUCUGGUAGCGACUGGCCUGGAAAAGCAGAAGCAGCAGCGUCAGCAGCAGCAGGCUCAGCAUGCGGGGAGCCUGCACUGGUGUGGCAAGCGACGCGCUUCUUUGGGGGGUCGCCGUGGUUUUUAUUGGAGCUGAUGCGGGAGGUAGCAGUGCAACAGCACCAAUGGCUGGUAAAGGCGGCAUCAUUGUGGGGAGCUAUUUCGCUUCAGCAGCAGCCGCAACGACAAGAACAGCAACAAGGCCAACUGCAGCAGCGAGGCAAUCAGCAAGUUAUGCAACCGCCGCCACUUCUGCACGCCCCACAGCAGGUGGCUUCACUAGCAGCUGCUAUCGGCUGCAUCACAUCCUCUUUAUUGAGGGCACUUUGGGGAUCUGAGGGAGACGCUGCAGCUCUGGUGUAUCUGCAGCUGCAGCGGGCACACAGCCAUCUAUCUGCGCUCCACACAGAUCCCGCGUUUUUGCCGUCCCUUAUCAGCAUGCGCCUGCAUUGGCAGCAGCAGCGACAAAAACAACAAAAACAACAACGGCAAAAACAAAAGCAAAAACAACAACAACUGCAACAACACAUAGGCGACACGCAGUCUAUAGGCCCCACAGACGCUUGGACUUUGAUUAGCCGCACGGACCACGCCUUCAGCUUGUGGUUGAAGCGGCGACAGCAGCAGUGCUUGCUGCUGCUGCCGCAUCAACAGCAGCGACUGCCUGUUGUUGGUGCAAUUUCUGGCUGCGGUUCUCAUUCUAUACACAGUACGUGGCAGCACAUGCCAACGGACGGCGUACAACAGUGGCAACAGCUGCAGAUGAUGCAGCAGGAGCAGCUUCGGCAUUACCAGCAAUCGAUUGCAGUGCACAGCUGGGAUGGAUGGGAGGGACGCAGCAGCAGCAGCAGCAGCAGGUGGAGUGGUAGCUACACGAUCAUCCCUAGCGGUGUGCUGUGGGAAGCGUCUUUGUUGCAGGAGAGCGCGGGUCUCUUGGCUUCCGCCUACCCGACAGCUGCACUGCCGUUGAAUUCACUCAACACCCAGAAACACCAACCGGGGCAGGACCCGCAGGAACUUGUGCUUCCUUUGGGCCCAGUUUUAAGGGCUGUGAAGAGGCAGAUUGCUCACCACAGCGCUUCUCUGCACGCAGAGGCGCCGCUUCUGCAACUACAACGACAAACUGAUGAGCAGCUGAUGCAGGUGUUGCAGCAGCAUUUGCAGCAGCUGCAGCACCAGUUGCAGCAGGUACAAAUGCUGCAAACGCGGCGGAUUGGGGUAGAGGUUCUCGCAGAUGCCACAGCACACACUCCAAACGAGCAUCGAAAUCGGCAGCAACAACAGAAGCUUCAACACGAGCCUAUAGCUGCAGCACUGAGGAUACAGUGGGUGAUGCAUGCUUCUGCGUGCUCAAACGUAGCAGCCCCACAGACCCCUGAGCAGCUUCUGUUUCUGCUGCAAGACGUACGCUGUCUGUUGCGGACAGCACAAACUGCUCUUGAGCAGCGAAUCCAAGCUGCAGAAGCCUUCAUUCCGAAACGCCUCGGUGUAGCUGCAGCUGAACCUACUUCAGAGAAAACCGCUCCAACAUCCUACGGCACGACAACGAGUUCGCCUGCAGCCAUCCAAAGCGGUGUCGGCCACCCCGCUGAAGUUGCGCGAGAUGCUGCUGCUGCUGCCAGCAGAAACACUACCAGUAGUAGCAGCAACAGCAACAGUCGAAGCCCUGUCUUCCCCCUGGGCACCCAGAUACGUGUCAGCUGCAGCGUUAUUGCUAUGCCUCUGGCUAACCCCCCAGCUGAAUUGCUGCAGCUACUGGCCCUGUUCGUUAGCCCAUUGUGGUGGUUUCAGGUGCUCCCUGGUCUUGCUGCUUCUGCAGAUCAGCUGCACACUUGCACUCCGAUCAGGGGUGGCGACGCGCAGCACUUGCGCAAGCUGCAACAGCGUGUGAACCUGCUUAUGCAGCUGCAGGAGCUGCAGCAGCAGCAGCAGGAAUUGUUGCAGGACCUGAAACGGGUCCUGCAGCUGCAGCAACAGCGAGUCACCCAGCAGUAUGGUAUCGUAAGUUCAUUGCGUGCAGCAGCUGAGCAACGACAUCGGAAGGUGCCGCGGGAGCAGCAAUUCAGGACGAAGCAACAGGAACGCCAACAAGCCAGACGGGAGCGUAUGCUGCAACGGCGGGUGCAGCUGCAGGAAAUGGAGGCUGAGGCGAAUAAGGGCAGACUGAUUCUCCUAUCCAAUGUAUGCGCAGCUCUUGCCUUUUCUCAUGAGCACUUCAAGCAGUCUAUGUUGCGUCAACUCCUGCUGCCGCACCUGCUGCAGCAAGACCAGCUGCUCCACCGCAUUGAGAAGCUUCUCCAGCGCUGCCGCCGAAUAGGCUUUCUCCGCCGCCAGCUGAAGAAGGCAAACAGCAGCGUCAACAACAAUGGAAUUGGGGUACCGCAUGUGCAGCAAGAGCAACAGCAAGACCAGCAACAGCAGCUGCUGCGCGGGGAGGUGAUGGCUUCGUUGGCGCAUGGCAUUAAUGAGCUUCACGCAGUUUUGAAAGGCGCAGCGGAGCUCCGCCAGCUGGAGUUGCGGCAACCUUCUGUGCUUAAAAAGUUGCAAGCUGAGAUGCAACAGCAGCAGCCCCCGCAGCAGCACCACCAAAAAAGUCGCAGAGACGCCUUCGCUGAGUGGGCCCUCACAGCUCUCUGCAGCAGCAGCAGCAGUUUGCUGCAAGCGGCGGCAGACCUCAAGACUCCUCCAACUGUUAAAUGGAUCAUUGAUAUAUGGCGGGCGCUGCUUAUUGAAGGCGUUUUGCAUGUCAGCCAGCAGCAUUCAAAGCAGCAAGACCAGCAGCGCCAGGAGUUGCAGCAACAGCUGUUUGCUGCCCUAGCGCUCCGUAUUCGCAAUCAAACGGCAGCAGGGCAGCAGCCGCUGGACGUGGCUGAGCUGUUGAGUGCGGACUGCCCCCUGCCCCCCCGCGUGUCUGCUGCCUUAUUUUCGCUGCUGUACCGCCACAGUCUGCCGCUGUUGCUGCAUCCUCAACGGCAGCAACUGCUACUUUUUUCUGCUUUCCGGGCAGAACAGGAGCAGCACUGGGCACGACGCCGAGUUGACGAGAGGCUGCUUUCGCUGUUGCUUCCUCACAUCGAGUGCUUUGCCAGCGGUUAUCCCGCAGCAACAGAAACAGCAGCAGCAGCAGAAUCGACAUCACUAGAUAGAGCGCCCUGGCCAGCCGAGUGGCUGGACCAAAGCGAAGAGCUGCCCAGCCUCUUCGCUUACGCAACUCAAAUGGCGGUGUUUGCUGCGGCAGCAGUCGCUGCUGUCCCCAGUCCGCUGUUGCCUCAAGAGGUUGCAGACCUUUGGCAGCAGCAACGCCAACAGCUAGUGCAGGAGCGACCAGGCGACACGUCAGCAGCAGCAGUUGCGGUUCCUAGGAAAGGCACAAGCCACACGCUCUCGACAGCAGAGCUACAGAAACGCAUUGGGAGUUUGCUACAGAAAAUAAAUGCUUCCUUGCUGCUGCAGCAGGACACUUGGUACCGUCUGCGACGAAUUUUGCAGUACAUGGCUCAGCAGCAGCAGGAGCCGCAGCAGAAUCCUCUGGCGGUACAGCACGAAGAUCCAGCAGUAGCUUCGCAAGAGGCAACAUGUUCAGUGCACAAUCAGUUUUGUGAGGCGGCCUCGAAUUUUCAAUCCUGUUUUGUUCGGAGGCAAAGUGCCGGCAACCUUCAUAUGAUCCAGCCGUCGCUGCAAGUGUUGCAGCAGUGCAGCCGUCUUGCUCUCGCGUUUUGCAGCUGGGGUCGCUUUGAGUGCCUAGCGCUGCAGCUGCUACUCCAGGUUGCAGCUGCUGCUGUGCAUGCCCUCCGCCCUCUUGCGCCUCUCUGGAUGCAACAACAACAACAGGCACUGCAGCAAGCUGCCGCGGCAGAAGACGUCCAUCCUCCGCUUGUGGUGCUGCAACAGCAGCAGCUGUCUCGGGCUCGUGCCGCGAUUGAAGAGGCAACGAGCGAUUUGGGCCUUACUGUAUCCUUACUGCAGUGUCUCUGCCCUCAUAUUCUUAGGAGCCUUAUGCAUACGGCUGAUCUGCAGCGGCUUCUAAAGGACUGCGAUGUUCUUUUGGAAGCAACAGCUGCGGCAAGGCGGCACACACCUCUCUCGCGCCCAGCAGCUGCUGCUGCAGGGACAGCAACAGAGGAAGUUGCCGACAUAUACACGACAGCGACAGUAUCAGCGAAAGCAGACGAUACAGCAUGUGCAACAGCGGAUGCAGAUUCCCUCGGGCUUGAUGCAGUGACAGCAGUAUCAGCCUCAGAAGACGCCCUUGAAGGAUUUACGGCAGAAGCAGCAGAAUCAUCAGGAGUCGUACGAUUCGGCAAGGAGUUCUCUGAUGCAGAAACCGCGAAACCAAAAGCAAAAGGUGGUUGGGACUGGAAUUUGCUGGAGACUGAAGUAGCGAGUAUCCUCCGUACGCUUAUUCCAACCGCGGAGGGGUCGCCAGCUAAGGCAGCGCACAUGAGGGUUUGUGGUGUUGCGUGCACCCGUAGUAAGCAGGACAUGGAGGAGCCGCCACCGCAGCAGCUUCUGGACCCGUUGCAGCUGCAACGGCAGGGCAAGCCACUGCUAUUGGCGUUUAUAUUCCCAGCGGAUACUUGGGGCCGUAGACAGGGGAUUUUGUUGCCGAAGAAGCUGCUGCAGUUAUUCCUUCUUCGGCGCCUUGGCUGGGAGGUGAGGCCACGAUUUGUUUGCCGUCUUACGGAUGCAUAG